Molecule: messenger RNA, 5034 nt
Organism: Didymodactylos carnosus
Lineage: Eukaryota; Metazoa; Rotifera; Eurotatoria; Philodinida; Philodinidae
Source: the annotation of a GenBank genome assembly
UAGAAAAUUAAAAAUCUUAAAUAUUCGGAAUCUCCUCGUCGAGUUCUCUCCAACCAUGUAUGAUUCGGCCAAAACAAUUUUUUGCUUACCUUUUGCAUUUCCUGCACCUUAGAAAAUGACGAAAACAGAACGAUGAAAAAAAAGUUGAAGGGAUAACAGGCAGUUUUUUUUCUCCAAACUGUGGUAGUGAAAAUAUUGAUCGUUACUUUGAAAAUGCAACAGUUAGUCGUCGUUUCCUUCUGACAUUCUACUUUCAAAUCUAUAAAAAUUUAACUUUUAUUUAAAAAUAAGAAACAUUCAAUAUACUCACAUAAAUGUUUUUUAAUUGAUUAAGAGAUAAUAGUACCAAAUCUGUAUAUAAAAUGUACGACUUGUCAGUUUCAAAUUUGGUAGAAAUCAUAAUAAAUUUUAGAUGAUAUAAUUAACUCUACGAAGAGAUCUAGUAUUUAUUAGAAAUAUGAUAAAACCUGAUAAAGAAUUGUAUUCUAUAUUUGUUAUUUUUUUUUGUUUGAAGAACAUCUCUGUCUGAGAGAAAAAAUGAUGCAGAAAAUCGAUACUUUACAAGCAUCGAUAACGUUUGUAUUAUUACUGUUAUACGUUUCAGUGACGACAGUCACGGAUAAUGAUCUCAUUCUUAGGUUAAUUUCUUUAAUGAGAAUAGAUGGCCUAGAGAGUCAUGUAUUUGACACUAAAUAAUCCUUAUGCUUAACAUUUUUGUUGUUUUACUUUUAGUUGGUCAGUUCGGAUGAAGUAUUUAUGUUUUAUGAAAAAUCAAAUUUAAUGGAUUUAGUUGAACGUAUGAAAUCGGAAAGUGAACGUCAAGAUCCAAAUUCAUUAUUAAAUUAUCAUGUUCAACUUGUAUUACUAUUAGCUAUGUGUACUGAAGGAAAAAAUGCAUCAACAGAAAUUAAAUGUCAUUCACUUAUUGGUCUUGAUGAUAUUGUUUUAAUUGUUACUCAUCCUGAUUGUGUACCAGAAGUAAAAAAUGCUUAUAUUACAUUUUUAAAUCAUUGUUAUAUUGAUACAGAAGUAGAAAUGAAAGAAAUUUAUAAUAGUCAACAUAUUUAUACACUUAUUGAAAAAACAUUUAAUCCAGAUAUUGAACAUUUAAUCACCAAACCAUAUGAACGACGUAGUCUAGAAAAAUAUAUAUUAGAAACUGUUUGUGAUUUAAUAACACAAUUUUUUAAUUCACCUUUUUUUGAACAAUCAGCUGCACCACAAAAUCGUAAUGGUACACUAUUAGCAUUACAUGGUCAUCUUGUUCGUCUUCUAACUGUAUCGUGGUUAACAACGAUUCAACGUGAAAGAAUUGAUCGAUGUAUACAUAUUUUAUCGAGCAUUGCUGAUCGUCGUGGUCUAAGUCAACAUUUACGUUCACAACAUCAAGCUGUGGAAAUGUCUCGUCAACGUCGUUCAUCUCGAACUGCAUCGCAUAGUGUUGAGCAUACAUAUGCAGGUAUAAGUUCAACAUAUGGUAAUAAAUCAAAACAUGAACAUUUACAAGAUAAAGAACAUAAACGAGUUAUUGAUAAUUUUGUGGAAUAUCUUGGUCAAGUUGGUAUUCGUUUAAAUCCAUUAAUUCAAGCUGAAGUUAGUGUAUUAGUUGAUGUAAUACGAGCACCCUAUGCUCUAUUUAAUGAAACAAAUGAAUGUCGAAUUAAAUUUCAAAAUGGAGCAUUUGUUCACAAACUAAUUAUACAUACAAUGCUUAUAUUAAUUGCCAAAUAUGAUCCACAAUUAAGUUCUAAUGUAUUAGGUUUACUUAUUAUGUAUGCGGGACUUGAACGUGUGCCCAAUGAGGAGGGUCAAAGUUUAAGAGCAAAACUAUUACGACGUUAUUUUAGUGAUGAUAGACAAUAUUUAAAAUCACUUCAUCAACCGUUAAAAGAAGAAGAUGCUAUGGAACGUUUACGUUCUACUCAAAAUGAAUUGAAUAAACAAGGUGCGAGUGAUCUAGUGGUAGAAUUAUUUAUGAGUGAAUCACCAGUGAAUAUUUUGGAAGAAAGUGUCAAUUUGGCUAUUGCAUUAUUAGAAGGUGGCAAUACAGAAGUUCAAUUGAGUAUAUUUCGUCAUUUACACAAUAGUGAAUUUACAUCGGAAAAAUUCUUUCAAGUAUUUUAUGAUAAAAUGUAUAUAGCUCAAAAAACAUUGAAAAGUAUGCCAUCAUUACCGCCUGAUUCGAGUGGCGAAUAUGAUGAUCACGAUGAUUUCGUUCUCUAUUCUCCAUAUAAAUCUUCACCGUCAAGUCCUAUUACUGUAAAUUCACCAACAUCCGUUAGAAAAUCAAUGUCCAUUCAAAAUUUUGAGCGUGAACCAACACCUAUGCCGGGCGCAAAUGAAAUGACUCUAACAAAUGGAAUUGCCAAUGCGAGUGAAUUUAGUGUUGAUGAACCUCUUGGCGAUCCAAAAAUGUUAAUUGCUCAUUCUACCAUAGCUCAAGAUGAAUCAGCGAAUAAACCACACACAUCUGGCAUCUAUGAUAUAUUCGAUUUUUCUUCGUCAUUUCUUCAAAAAGAUAAUCGUCGAUAUAAGUUACCAUUUGAAGUGCGAAUUAUGCAGCCAAUAUUAAGAUUUUUACAACUGUUAUGUGAAAAUCAUAAUGCAGAAUUUCAGAACUAUUUACGUAUUCAAGACAACAAAACCAAUUUUAAUUUGGUAUGUGAAACAUUAAAAUUUCUCGAUGCCAUUUGUGGGUCGCAGACGGGCCUAUUAGGCCUAUUAGGCAGUUAUAUAAACGAAGAUAAUGUAGAAUUAAUUAAUCAAGCAUUAAACACACUAACAGAAUAUUGUCAAGGACCAUGUCAUGAUAAUCAAGAUGCUAUUGUCAAUCAUGAAUCAAACGGCAUCGAUAUCAUUAUCGCCAUUGUGUUAAAUGAUAUUAGUCCAUUAAAUCAAAAAAACUAUGAUCUUGUAUUAGAAUUGAAGGAUAAUGCCUCUAAGUUAUUAUUAGCUGUUAUGGAAAGUCGUGAUGAUAGUACAAAUGCUGAAAGAAUAUUAAGAAAUAUUGUACCCGUUUCACAGUUGCUCGAUGUUGCAUGUGAAAUAUAUUCUCGUGGUAAACAAGAAGAAAUUCAUUUGAAAGGAAGAGAUAUUGAAAAUGGCGGUGGUACAAAUACAACAGAUGAGAUGCAUGAUGAAGAUGCGGAUAAUAACGAUAAUGUUGGUCAAACAGUUGGACAUAAUAUGUAUAUAUUAGCAUAUCAGCUUGCUCGUCAUAAUCGUGAAUUAGAAAUAUUAAUGCGUCAUCGUACAUUGAAUGAUGAAGCUCUAUCCUACUAUCAUAAACAUACAGCUGAAAUUGAAAUUAUUCGUCAUGAUCGAUCAAUUGAACCAAUCGUAUUUCCCGUUCCUCAAUUAUGUGAAUUUUUAACAGUUGAAAAAAAACAAAAAGUUUUUUUAACAUGUGAACAAGAUGAACAAGGAUCUAAAGUAAAAGAUUUUUUUGAAAAAUUUCCUGAAAUAUUUGAAGAAAUGAAAUGGCAACGAAAACUUCGACAUCAACCAACAUUAUACUGGUUUAGUUCACAUAUGAGUCUAUGGAGUGAUAUAUCAUUUAAUUUUGCCGUACUUAUUAAUAUUCUUGUGGCAGUAUUUUAUCCAUUUAAUAAAGGAUUAAAGGAUCUCGAUCUUCGUGCAUCAGCUACUAUUUGGGGUGCACUUUUAGUAACAUUUAUUGCCAUAUUAAUGAAACCGAGUGUUGGUUCAAUGAGAAUGUUUUUUGUUGCUGGAAUUUUGAGAUCAAUUUAUUCUGUUGGACUUGGACCAACUCUAUGGUUAAUGGGAGCUAUUAAUGUAUUAAAUAAAGGUGUAUUUUUGGUUAGUUUUAUGGGUAAUAAUGGAACAUUUUCAAGGUCACGUUAUGAAAAUUUAACAAAUUUUGAACUUGUUUAUCAUGUUGGAUAUCUUAUUUUAUGUGUACUUGGUCUUUGUGCCCAUGAAUUCUUUUAUAGUCUCCUGUUGCUUGAUGUUGUCUAUCGUGAAGAUACAUUGUGGAAUGUCAUUCAAUGUGUUGUACGCAAUGCAAAAUCUGUUAUAUUGACAGCUGUAUUCGCUGUUAUUAUCAUUUAUUUAUUUGCUAUUUGUGGCUAUUUAUUUAUACAAGAUGAUUUUCUUAUGGAAGUUGCUCCUAAAACACAAAAUAAUUCCAAUCUGUUAGCAGCUUUAACUACAACUCCAUCUACACCUAUUUCUAACACUACUUUAUCAGCAACAGUUGUUUCUUCCAUGUUAGUUAAUAUCACAAACACAUUGUCUUCAACCAUUCCAAGUGCUUUACAUGAUUAUUGUACAAAAGAUAAUUGUGUUAAUGAUACCCAAAGUACAUUAACAAAUGCAUCAUCGGAAGAAACUGAAGCAGUUGAAAGAUCCUGUGAUACUCUAUUUAUGUGUAUAGUAACAACAUUAAAUAAAGGUUUAAGAAAUGGAGGAGGAAUUGGAGAUGUAUUGAGGCAACCAUCAAGUCAGGAACCAUUGUAUUUUUUUCGCGUCAUCUACGAUAUGAUGUUUUUCUUCAUUGUUAUUAUCAUCACAUUAAACUUGAUAUUUGGUGUUAUUAUCGAUAAUUUUGCAGAUUUAAGAACAGAAAAACAACGAAAUGAUGAAAUAUUACGAAAUACAUGUUUUAUAUGCGGUCUUGAUCGUAAAUCAUUUGAUAAUAAACAUGUGACAUUUGAAGAUCAUAUUCGGAAAGUUCAUAAUAUGUGGAAUUAUGUUUAUUUUAUGGUUUUAAUUAAAGUUAAAGAUCCAACUGAAUAUACGGGACCAGAGUCAUACGUACAUGAAAUGAUUGAACAACGUAAUCUUGAUUGGUUUCCACGUAUGCGUACAAUGUCAUUAGAUAUGCAGGAUGAUAAAAAAGAAGAAACAGAAAAUCGAAUAUUAAAAAAUCAAAUGGAAGAUGCCAAUAAAGCAAUCAAAACGUUAUCAGUAGAAUUGGCCGAAUUACAAAAAUUAGUGUUAGAUACUCGUUCACAAAAGCAUCGUAUGAAUUUUCUUCAAAAUCCAACUAUGUCAAAUUCAUUAACAACUUAA